GUUCUACGACAUGUGCUUUAAACCACAGACUACCCGAGUGACAUUUAGCACUUGAACCUGCAGAGAAGCGACACUCUUGACUUAACCCUCGAACGGCAGCCCUACCUACCUAACUGACAACUACCGAACAAUCUAAACACAUCGUUCAGUGACUGAAAGGCCGUUUUCUGUGUAGCUGAGCACUCGGGGCAACUAACCGCCAAGAUGUCGAUGGACGUGCCUGAGGAUCUGGAGAUGGAGGGAGAGGAGGGGAUAGACUCCAAGGAGCUGAAGAAGCAGCUGGCAGAGUCCAAGGCAGUUAAAGUGCUGAUGCUGGGUAAGUGAACUGAACCCAUUGGUGUGACUGUAUCGGAGGUGAUUUGAAAUGAUGUGGAAGAAGCCUGAAGGAUGUCCUUUUGGUCUAAUGGCUAAGAUGUUGGGAUCCCCCAUUAUAUUUGUUCCCUGUUCAUAAAGAAACUGAAAGGAUAUAUUUCAACUAAAUACCAUGGAAUGGAAUAAUAAAGAGGAUAUUUGUUGUGAUAUCAGAGAUUUGGUUGAGGUUUAAAAGGGGGAGGCAACAUUUAACACAACACACUUGGUCCCUCUGAAAACAUGGCCUCAGGAUAGCACUAAAAAUAUUUAAAAUUAAAUUGAGAUUCCCAGAUGUCACCUGUUUAAAAACAUCUGUAAUUUUCACAUUUCAUGUUUCUGGUGUUGAAUGUAGUCCAUCAAAUGAUAUGAUACUUUCUCUAUGGUCCCAUUUCAAUCAAACACAGACAAUAAGUCCUGUUUUUGUCUGUGAAUUGAAUAUUCACUUUGUCUGAACAUUGAUAGUUAAGAGCAACACGGUCUGAACAUUGACAGUUAAGAGCAACACUGUUUAAACAUUGACAGUUAAGAGCAACCCUUUAUCUGAAAACUGAUAGUUAAGAGCAACACUUUAUCUGAAAACUGACAGUUAAGAGCAACACUGUUUGAACACUGACAGUUAAAAGCCAACAAACAAAUACAGAUCAAGGCAUAAUGUUCUUUCUCUCAGAAUGUUUAAGAUAUAUGUGACUGAACCUAGAAAAUAAGGAACAUUGUUAAAGUACAGAUUAUGAGCUUUAAGGUACAUUUCUCCCUGAGGUACAUUGCUCCCUCCCAGAAGAGGUGUAGUCCAGGGGAAAGUCAGGACACUGUGAGGUGCUUAAAGAAUCACUACUUUAGGUCCAAGUGAAUCAUGUCCCCCUGCUGAUGAGAGGCCAAGCCAAUUACUGGUUUAGUCCAGUCUCCAGAUCCAGUCCAGAUUGGUGUACCCAUCCUCUCCUCAGACAGCAUUUACCCUUUCACACUAUCAUGCCAACCCAAUCCAAACUGUACUUUCACACAGUGGUGGAAAAAGUACCCAAUUUAUCAUACUUGAGUAAAAGUAAAAGAUACCUUAAUAGAAAAUGACUCAAGUAAAAGUGAAAGUCACCCAGUAAAAUACUACUUGAGUUGAGUUUUAAAUAUAGUAUCAAAAGUAAAUGGAAUUGCUAAAAUAUGCUUAAGUAUCAAAAGUAAAAAAUCAUUUCAAAUUCCUUAUUAUAAGCACGGAUAGACAGGGGCACUCAGACAUAACAAAACACUUGUUUAGAGGCAGAUCAGAGGCAGUAGAGAUGACCAGGGAUGUUCUCUUGAUAAGUGCAUGAAUUGUACCAUUUUCCUUUUCCUGCUAAGCAUUCAAAAUGUAACGAGUACUUUUGUGUGUCAGGAAAAAUGUAUGGUGUAAAAAGUACAUUAUUUUCUUUAGGAAUGUAGUGGAGUAAAAGUAAAAUAAAGUACAGAUACCCCCAAAAAAACGACUUAGGUAGUACUUCAACGUAUUUUUACUUAAGUACUUUACACCAUUCUCAGAUCAGCAGGGUUCAGAUGAGUUCUCAGAUCAGUGGCUGUUAUGAGAGUGAACUCUGUUUACGCGUGAUCAGGGGUGUAUUCAUUCCGCCGAUUCUGUUGAAAAAAUGUUUCUUAAAACGGAAGCAAACGGAACAAAGUGGGGAUAAACAUACCUGAAUUUGUCCAAUAGAAACUCUCAUUUGCAACUGUUGGACUAAUGAUUACACCCUAGAUCAGCUCGAUGCAGGCCAGAGUGUGCAAAGCGGUAUUGAACGUCACUGUCUGUCACCUUAAAUUUGUCUCUCGACCUGUGUGCACCUACGUUGUAAACUUUCAUUCAUAGUCUAGGUUGUAGCAACCUCAUGAUGGGUACAGGGAACAUUAGAGUAUCACGCAGUAGCCUAAACCUAUGGAUGUUACAUUGAACUGGGUGAACGGAAUAUGAAUGACAGUCAUCCAAUACGCUGUAAUAGAAAUAAGGCCAUGCUCAUGAAAAACAAAUCGUCCUCCCUCAUCUUAAACGGCACCAACCGCCACUGCUCUACAUAGAGCCAUUUAAAUGUCUUAGUCAAGGUCAAAGAUCAGAUCCAGAAACAGUAUGUAUAUACAGUGCCCUCCGUAAGUAUUGGCACAGUGAAGAAUGUUGAACUAUACUUGAAAUCAAACAAUGGUGUUAAAGUGCAGACUGUCAGCUUUAAUUUGAGGGUAUUUUCAUCCAUAUCGGGUGAACCGUUUAGAAAUUACAGCACUUUUUGUACAUAGUCCCCCCCCAUUUUAGCAGAGCAAAAGUAUUGGGACAAAUUCACUUAUGUGUAUUAAAGUAGUAAAAAGUGAAGUAUUUGGUCCCAUAUUCACAGCACGUAAUGACCACAUCAAGCUUGGGACUCCACACCUUUGUUGGAUGCAUUUGCCCUUUGUUUUGGUUGUGUUUCAGAUAAUGUUUAGUUAGCCCUCUGCACUAAAGCCUAGACAUUAGAUUGGGGACUAACACAAGUUUUAAGGUCUCAUGUCUCAGGUUGAUUGUUGUUUUAUUGCACAGGCAGUGAUAUCGCUUGAUCCACAGUGGCCAAAUUAAAUGUUUCCAGGUUGCAUAAUGUUUGCUGUGUUAAGACACAGGACCAGGUUGCAUUAUGCUUGCUGUGUUAAGACACAGGACCAGGUUGCAUAAUGCUUGCUGUGUUAAGACACAGGACCAGGUUGCAUUAUGCUUGCUGUGUUAAGACACAGGACCAGGUUGCAUAAUGCUUGCUGUGUUAAGACACAGGACCAGGUUGCAUUAUGCUUGCUGUGUUAAGACACAGGACCAGGUUGCAUUAUGCUUGCUGUGUUAAGACACAGGAGACAUAAAGCUCAUCCAUAACACUCAGCAGGGAGGUGCACGAAGAAGAGGGCGGGACAACCUUAAUCUGGAUGGGCACUGAGCCAAUGGGUGCCGUCUGUGGCUAGGAGUGGCGCAGGACUUAACCAAUUAGAGUAGACCAAAUAGAGUUUUGCACAAUUUCUAUUUUGUACCUUUUAUUUAACUUUUAUUUGUCCAGGAAGUCCCAUUGAGGCCAGAAUACAUAUUUUACAUUACAAACAUUUAGUCAUUUUACAUUUUAGUCAUUUUAGCAGACGCUCUUAUCCAGAGCGACUUACAGGAGCAAUUAGGGUUAAGUGCCUUGCUCAAGGGCACAGACAGAUUUUUCACCUAGUUGGCUCGGGGAUUAGAACCAGCGACCUUUCGGUUACUGGCACAAUGCUCUUAACCACUAAGCUACCUGCCGCCCGGUUUCUUCAGCUGGACACAGCAUUACAAACAUGAACAGCUAUCGAGGAUUAAAAAAAAAACCCACCAUUACGGUGUUUAAAUAAAGGUUUUAAAUAAGUGACGCCAAGGCCUUUGUCCUGAUCUGCCUGAGAGAAGCAGGCCGCGUCCCAAACAGCACCCUACUAAGCACUGAUCAGAGGUAGUGCACUAUAAAAGAGAACAAGGGGUAAUUUGAGCUCAGAAAAAAACAAAACAAGCUGAGCCGUACUGCACUGGCCUGGUUACAUGUUGGGGUCGGCCACAUCGUAUUUUAGUUUUAAAAUAACGGUUUUAAAAUAAUGAUUUUAGGUGACAUUAAAAAAGGUCUUUGUGGUGAAGUCUCUGACAAGCUGCCUCUCAGAUGGCACCCUGUUAAGCACUGGUCAAACAGUGGUGUUUAAAAUGAAGUUUUUUGAAAAAUAAAGGUUUUAUAAGUAACAUCCAGGCCUUUGUCCUGCUGUGUUCUGAGUCCCAGGAAGGAGACGUCAGUGAUCUCCUCACAGCCUGUUCUGUCAAACUGCUCUAUUAUCACUCUGUCCCACAGGGGCUCGGGUCAAAACUAGGGCACUAUACGGAGAAGAGGGGUUUGGGACGCACCCUACGUCUCGCUGGCCACCAGGUCCAGGAGCAUUAAGAGAUUUUAUUGUCACAUACACCGGAUAGGUGCAGUGAAAUGUGCUGUUUUACAGGGUCAGCCAUAGUAGUACGGCACCCCCCUGGUGCAAAUUAGGAUUAAGUGCCUUGCUCAAGGGCACAUCUGCAGGUUUUUCUACUUAGUCAGCUCGGUUUUUCCAAGCCAGUCACUGAUGAAACCCUUGUAAUAAAAAAAAUUACAUUGUUGACAUUUAUUUAACUGUUGUAAUAAAUGGUAUAUUUUUGUUUUCUUUCAGGCGCUGAGGAGUCGGGGAAAAGCACCAUCGUAAAACAAAUGAAGUGAGUUAAGUUACAACUGAAGUACGCCUUCGGGUUGUCUCACUGUGAAAUGUGUGGCAGCAGAGAAGUGAGCUGCAUUGCCACGAACACACCACUAGGUGGCAGUUUGGAUCGUUGAGCCACACGGCAACAGAAUGACAGUUUGUGCUGUUUGUGCCAUCGUUCUGUUACCAAACUUUGCAUCUGCACUGUUCUUGAAGUAAAUAUGUUUUUUUUAAAUCGUGGAAUUACUCAACACUAACCCAUGUUGUCUUCUGCUUCUUCUUCUCCACAGAAUCCUCCACCAGGGUGGUUUUAAUAAGGAGGAGAAGGUGAAGUCCAGAGGGGUGAUCUUUGGUAACAUCCUGCAGUCAGCUCUGUCCAUCGUCAGAGGCAUGAGCAUCCUGGGGAUCAAGUACGGAUCACCGGCCGCAGAGGUGGGUACUGCAGGCUGGGUGUGUGUGUGUGUAGAAUUAUACUAUAAUUAAACAAUAAGGCCAGAGGAGGUGUGGUAUAUUUUGCCAAUAUACCACGGCUAAGGGCUGUUCUUAAGCACGACGCAACGCGGAGUGCCUGGAUACAACCCUUAGCUGUGGUAUAUUGGCCAUAUACCACAAACCCCUCCGAGGUGCCUUAUUGCAAUUAUAAACUGGCUACUAACGUAAUUAGAGCAGUAAAAAUAAAUGUUUUGUCAUUCCCCAUGGUAUACCCUGUCAGCCAAUCAGCAUUCAGGGCUCGAACCACCCAGUUUAUAAUAUACUGUAUAAACAUGUUAUACUAUAUAGUCACAUUAUACUAUACAUAUGAUACUAUACUGUACUAUACAUAUUAUUCUAUACUAUACUAUACAUAUGAUACUACACUGUACUAUAUAGACAUAUUAUACUAUAGCGGAGUUGCCAACAACCGGAUGUUCCGGAUGUUCUACAGUAGUUACUGCCGUUUCUUUUAAGCCUGGUUAUGUUACGUUAUACUAUAUUAUAAUAUAAUAUACUGAUGCAUGUAUGGGUUUUGUUCUCUCUGUGUCACCAGGAUGAAGGCAAGAAGCUGGAGAACCUAUCCAACUCUACUGAGGAAGGAACCAUGCCUCCUGAGCUGGCUGAGUGCAUCAAGAAUCUGUGGAUGGACCCUGGCAUCCAGGAGUGCUUCGAGUCAGCAGCUGAGGGCUACCAACUCCUCGACUCCGCUCACUAGUGAGUAUAUGACAGGGAUCAACUGCCAGAUUCAGGCACGGGCCGUUUUUUCUUGAGCGGAUUGUCAGGGGGCCGGAACAUAAUUACAAAUUAUUUGUAGACUGCAAAUUGACAGCAAGAAGGCCAAAAAGAUAUUGUGUUUGACUAAAACACAAUCAUUUCAAAUCUUUCUUACAUUUGUAUACGAUCACAUAAAUUAUAUAUUUCUGUUAUGCAUGGGAAUACUUUGUAACAUAUUUCCAAAAAUUAAAAUCACUUGGAGCUGAUUUGCUGGUGUUAUUAUAGUCUUUUAUACUGAACAAAAAUAUAAACGCAACAUGUAAAGUGUUGGUCCCAUGUUUCAUGAGCUGAAAUAAAAGAUCCCAGAAAUGUUCCAUACUCACACAUUUCGCUCAAAUGUUGUGCUCAAAUUUGUUACAUCCCUCUUAGUGAGCAUUUCUCCUUUGCCAAGAUAAUCCAUCCACCUGACAGGUGUGGCAUAUCAAGAAGCUGAUUAAACAGCAUGAUCAUUACACAGGUGCACCUUGUGCUGGGGACAAUAAAAGGCCACUAAAAUGUGCAGUCUUGUCACACAACACAAUGCCACAGAUGUCUCAAAUUUUGAGGGAGUGUGCAAUUGGCAUGCUGACUGCAGGAAUGUCCACCAGAGCUGUUGCCAGAGAAUUGAAUGUUCAUUUCUCUACCAUAAGCUGCCUCCAGUGUCGUUUUCGAGAAUUUGGCAAUAUGCCCAACCGGCGUCACAACCGUAGACCACGUGUAACCACGCCAGCCCAGGACCUCCACAUCCUGCUUCUUCACCUGCGGGAUCGUCUGAGACCAGCCACCCGGACAUCUGAUGAAACUGUGGGUUUGCACAAUGGAAGGAUUUCUGUACAAACUUUCAGAAACCACCUCAGGGAAGCUCGUUGUCCUCACCAGGGUCUUGACCUGACUUCAGUCGGCAAAUGCUCAUCUUCGAUGGCCACUGGCACGCUGGAGAAGUGUGCUCUUCACGGAUGAAUCUUGGUAUGGCGUUGUGUGGGCGAGCAGUUUGCUGAAGUCAAAAUUGUGAACAGAGUGCCCCAUGGUGGCGGUGGGGUUAUGGUAUUGGCAGGCAUAAUCCACGGACAUCGAACACAAUUUCAUUUUAUGGAUGACAAUGAGAUAUCGUGAUGAGAUCCUGAGGCCCAUUGUCGUGCCAUUCAUCCGCCGCCAUCACCUUUUCAGCAUGAUAAUGCACGGCCCCAUGUCUCAAGGAUCUGUACACAAUUCAUGGAAGCUGAAAAUGUCCCAGUUCUUCCAUGGCCUGCAUACUCACCAGACAUGUCACCCAUUGAACAUGUUUGGGAUGCUCUGGAUCGACGUGUAGGACAGCGCGUUCCAGUUCCCGCCAAUAACCAGCAACUUCGCACAGCCAUUGAAGAGGAUUGGGACAACAUUCCACAGGCCACAAUCAACAGCCUGAUCAACUCUAUGCAAAAGAUGUGUCACGCUGCAUGAGGCCACGCUGGUGGUCACACCAGAUACUGACUGGUUUUCUGAUCCACGCCCCUACCUUUUGUUUUUAAAGGUAUCUGUGACCAACAGAUGCAUAUCUGUAUUCUCAGUCAUGUGAAAUCAAUAGAUUAGGGCCUAAUUUAUUUAUUUCAAUUAACUGAUUUCCUUUUAUGAACUGUAAGUAAUUAAAAUCUUUGAAAUUGUUGAAUGUUGCGUUUACAUUUUUGUUCUGUUGUUUUUUCUGUUGUUCAGAAAACUUGGGGGGCCAAAUAAAAUCUGCGGGCCGCCAGUUAGGAAUCCCUGGUCUAUGGCCUCUGUGGAUGCUUGACAGUGUUGUUGUCUUUGGGGUCUAGUUACAGUAAAGCACUUUGUGAUAACUGCUGAUCUAAAAAGAGCUUUAUAAAUACAUUUGAUCGAUUAGUUGAUUGAUUAAUUGAUUGACUGCCUCUCGCACAGCUUCCUCAGUGACCUGGAGCGCGUCACUCAGGCUGACUUCACCCCCAACGACCAGGACAUCCUACGGUGCAGGAUCAAGACUGGCGGGGUCAACGAGGAGAGGUUCAUCUGCAAAGAUGUCAAAUUCAGGUGAGCUACAGUAGCUAACUACCUGGCUGCUACAUGGCUACCUAGAUACCUGGCUGCCUUGUCACAGUACAUUAUAGUUCACCUGCAAAGAUGUCAAAUUCAAGUGAUGUAGUGUAACUGGUGCGAUUGAACCAGCGACUUCUUACCGGCAAACCCAACACCUUAACCAUUAGACCAGGGUUCUCCAAUCCUGUUCCUGGAGAGCUACCCUCCUAUAGUUUCUCUCCAACCCUGUUCCUGGAGAGCUACACUCCUGUAGGUUUUCACACCAACCCCAGUUGUAACUAACCUGAUUCAGUUUAUCAACCAGUUCAUUAUUAGAAUUAGGUGGACUAGAUUGGGAUUGGAGCGAAAACCUACAGGAGGGUAGCUCUCCAGGAACAUGGUUGGAGUGAAAACCUACAGGAGGGUAGCUCUCCAGGAACAUGGUUGGAGUGAAAACCUUACAGGAGGGUAGCUCUCCAGGAACAUGGUUGGAGUGAAAACCUUACAGGAGGGUAGCUCUCCAGGAACAUGGUUGGAGUGAAAACCUUACAGGAGGGUAGCUCUCCAGGAACAUGGUUGGAGUGAAAACCUUACAGGAGGGUAGCUCUCCAGGAACAUGGUUGGAGUGAAAACCUUACAGGAGGGUAGCUCUCCAGGAACAUGGUUGGAGAGCCCUGCAUUAGACCAAGAGAAAAUCCUUGUGAUCCGAGAGCAGCAUUUGGCCUUACAAGGCUGUGUUUACACAGGCAUCCCAAUUCUGAUCUUUUUUUCACUACUUGGUCUUUUGACCAAUCAGAUCAGCUCUUUUGCCAAUAACUGGGCAAAAGAUCAGAAUUGGGCUGUGUCUGUAAACACAGCCCAACUUAAGGCAGGGCUACGUCUUAACGAGAGCGUGAUUGCAAAUCACCUCUCUCUGCUUCACCAGCUACCUGGCUGCCUGGUCACAGGACUGUCUUUACUGUAGAAACGUAUAGUAGUGUGUGCAUAUAUUUUAAGUAUUUGUAUGCGAUUCCUGCUGGAAUUGAACCAUCAACCUUUGUUUUUCGCAAGUGCCACGCUCUCACCAUUUACACCAACUACGUGUAAAAAGCACACACACUGAAGGAGCUCAUGGUGACAAAGUACUGUAGUUACUAACCGCUCCUCUCCUGUAAAAAGGCCUUUAUAAUUGAUUGGUUAACUGAUUGAUUGCUGUGUCUCUCUGAUGGACAGGAUGUUUGAUAUGAGCGGUAGAAGAGAAGAGAGGAAGAAGUGGAUCCACUGUUUCGAGGGCGUCCAUUGCAUCCUGUUCUGUAGUGCCCUCAGCGCAUAUGACCUGGUGCUGCUGGAGGACGACGAGAUGGUGAGUGUUUACACACACACACACACACACACACACACACACACACACACACACACACACACACUUCAAACUAAGAUGAGGGAGGAGACGCUGAUAUGCUUCAACCACACCGUAUUGCAAACCUCACCGGCUAGUGCUGGCAGCUAGCUAGUGGAGCUUGACUGUUUUGUAGCCCGACGAUGAUGAUGAUGGUGAUGAAUCCUUCAUUCCUCUUCUGCCCUUCUCUCCUCUUUUCAGAACCGCAUGCACGAGUCUCUCCAUCUAUUCAACAGUAUCUGCAACCACAGGUUCUUCGAGGACACCACCCACGUGCUUUUCCUCAACAAGAAGGACGUCUUCCAAGAGAAGAUCAAGCAUGUCCACCUCAAUGUCUGCUUCCCUGACUACGACGGUGAGUCCUACUCUUGAGUCCCAAAUGGCAAAAAGUUGUUUUCCAUGGCCUUUUGACCUUUCUCACUCGAUUAAAACACAAUAAUAAAACCAAUCUUAUUCCAUUUUUACAUUUACAUUUUAGUCAUUUAGCAGACGCUCUUAUCCAGAGCGACUUACAGUUAGUGAGAGCAUACAUUCUUUUUAUUUUUUUAUACUGUCCCCCCGUGGGAAUCGAACCCACAACCCUGGCGUUGCAAACGCCAUGCUCUACCAACUGAGCUACAUCCCUGCCGGCCAUUCCCUCCCCUACCCUGGACAACGCUGGGCCAAUUGUGCGCCGCCCCAUGGGUCUCCCGGUCGCGGCCGGCUACGACAGAGCCUGGAUUCGAACCAGGAUCUCUAGUGGCACAGCUAGCACUGCAAUGCAGUGCCUUAGACCACUGCGCCACUCUGUCAAACACAUAAAGAGGCCAGCAACUGGUCUCUGAUCAGUUUUUACAGCUCUCUUCUCAUCUCCCUAUAGGGUCUAACACAUACGAAGACGCCAGCAACCACGUGAAGUUGCAGUUUGAGUCUCUGAACUUGAGGCAGGCGGAGAAACCCAUAUACACCCACAUCACCUGCGCUGUAGACACACAGGACGUGGACCAGGCCUUCAACGCCAUCACAGACGUCAUCAAGACCAACCUAAAAGACGCCGGGCUGUUCUGA
Coregonus sp. 'balchen' is the source of this 10201-nucleotide messenger RNA. The record is from the annotation of a GenBank genome assembly. Lineage: Eukaryota; Metazoa; Chordata; Actinopteri; Salmoniformes; Salmonidae.